AUGCGUGAACCUUCAGGUGGUGGAUUCAAUGAGCAGCACGAGAUCCUGUCGGAUGGAUCGUUUAUCAGCCCCUUUGACAUCUUGGGCGCCAGCAAUAAGAAGCUGCAAGACCUCUUCUCUAGCUGCAUGCACGAACCUUUCAUCCUCAAGGCCGGUCGUAAGCCCCUCGUCGACGAGGUCUAA
Messenger RNA from Linnemannia hyalina, 183 nucleotides. Lineage: Eukaryota; Fungi; Mortierellomycota; Mortierellomycetes; Mortierellales; Mortierellaceae. The record is from the annotation of a GenBank genome assembly.